Messenger RNA from Phacochoerus africanus (Common warthog), 3345 nucleotides. RefSeq names its product dehydrodolichyl diphosphate synthase subunit (gene DHDDS). Gene Ontology annotation, cellular component: endoplasmic reticulum; dehydrodolichyl diphosphate synthase complex. The transcript is spliced from 9 exons. Gene Ontology annotation, molecular function: ditrans,polycis-polyprenyl diphosphate synthase [(2E,6E)-farnesyl diphosphate specific] activity. The record is from RefSeq and is a predicted model, not a curated record. Gene Ontology annotation, biological process: polyprenol biosynthetic process. NCBI's taxonomy places the organism in Eukaryota, Metazoa, Chordata, Mammalia, Artiodactyla, Suidae. Bases 252 to 1256 code for a protein of 334 amino acids.
CCAGCGCCACAUCGUGAGAAAGUGUCCGUCUACUAGAGCGAUUGGAAAGCGCCGGCGGAACCUGUCAAGGUGCUGUGUUCAAGGGAUGGGCUAGAGGAGAGAGAUGACUGGACUGGAGGCAGCUGUGGUAGGGACAAAGAAGGCAGUGGAAGAGACAAGUGAGGGAAUAAGGGAGUAAAUAAUUGGGAAACCUCUCAGGUGACCUGGUUGGUGUCUAAUUGUUCUGUGCUUCUCCAGCUGGAGCAAGAACUAUGUCAUGGAUCAAGGAAGGAGAGCUGUCAUUUUGGGAGCGGUUCUGUGCAAAUAUUAUAAAGGCAGGCCCAAUGCCCAAACAUAUUGCAUUUAUAAUGGACGGGAACCGUCGCUAUGCCAGAAAAUGCCAAGUGGAGCGGCAGGAGGGCCACUCACAGGGCUUCAACAAACUGGCUGAGACUCUGCGUUGGUGUUUGAACCUGGGCGUCCUAGAGGUGACGGUCUAUGCGUUCAGCAUUGAGAACUUCAAACGCUCCAAGAGUGAGGUCGACGGGCUAAUGGAUCUGGCCCGGCAGAAGUUCAGUCGGUUGAUGGAAGAACAGGAGAAGCUGCAGAAGCAUGGGGUCUGUAUUCGGGUCCUGGGUGAUCUGCAUUUGUUGCCCUUGGAUCUCCAGGAGCUGAUCGCACAGGCUGUACAGGCCACCAAGAACUACAACAGGUGUUUCCUGAAUGUCUGCUUUGCAUACACGUCUCGUCACGAGAUCAGCAAUGCUGUGAGAGAGAUGGCCUGGGGAGUGGAGCAAGGCCUGCUGGAUCCCAGUGAUGUCUCUGAGUCUCUGCUCGAUAAGUGCCUCUAUACCAACCACUCUCCUCAUCCUGACAUCUUGAUACGGACUUCUGGGGAAGUGAGGCUCAGCGACUUCCUUCUGUGGCAGACCUCCCACUCCUGCUUGGUGUUCCAGCCCGUUCUGUGGCCAGAAUACACGUUUUGGAACCUCUGUGAGGCCAUCUUGCAGUUCCAGAUGAACCACAGCAUGCUUCAGCAGAAGGCCCGAGACAUGUAUGCAGAGGAGCGGAAGAGGCAGCAGCUGGAGAGAGACCAGGCUGCAGUGACAGAGCAGCUGCUGCAAGAGGGGCUCCAGGCCAGUGGAGACACCCAGCUCCGACGGACACGCUUGCACAAACUCCUAGCCAGAAGGGAAGAGCGAGUCCAAGUCUUCCUGCAGGCCUUGGAACUCAAGCGGGCUGACUGGCUGGCACGUCUGGGCACCGCAUCAGCCUGAGUGAGGCUGGCCUCCUGCCAUUUCGCCCUGCCCUCUGCCUCCAGGGCCCCACUCCCCUUUCUUGGUGAAAGGCACCUCCCUCCUGAAGAUGAAUUGUGUUUCCUUUGCUUGGCCAGGGAGCCCUAGAGGCCAGGUCUGUGUGCUAUAGAUACAUACCUUGGGGCUGCCUGGGACAGUGCCCUUGGGGAAGGUUGAGGGUGAGAGUCUCCCACAAGUACGCUAAACCCAGCUCUGUUCACCAGUAGGUUUGGUGAGUAGGGGGCCCUAGCUCUUCUGCUGCCUGCUUCUUCCACGUUUGCCACCUCUACCUGUGCUUCUCACUGUACUUUCUUUUUCCACCAGCAAUCCUUCAAGGAAAGAGGUCUCCCCCAAACCCUAGUCCUUUACCCAUCCAUCUUAGUCUUCACAAAAGAUGUGGCUCCACCUUGAAUCUGCUGGUAAAUAGCUAAUAGGCAGCCAGCGUUAUUUAGGCAAGGAAGUGGAGAGACAGAAAGAAAAUUUGCCCAUCUGCUGCUCCUCCCCCUUGGCUCUCCACCUGGGAUUUGCUAUUGACUCUCUACCCCCUCCCACCACGCAGUGCUGAUUGCUCACUGAAAGGCUCAGCGCCCCCAAUGGCGCUCAGAAGCCAGGCGGGUGAUUACAAUCCAAUUACCUAUUGUCGACUCAGCCCACACAAGCUUUUCUCCUCCUCUUGCGGGGCAUGGGGCCAGGCUCCACUCCCCAGUGAGACUGGCCCCCUCCAUGGCUACAGGGUAACAGAAGCGCCUUUAGGCCCUGGCAAAUCUAACCCAGCACAGGCCUCCUUCCCUGGAACACAUCAAGACCAAGAGCACAGAAACAAGCACUUCUCCCAGCUGACUGCCUCCUGCCCUCUGCAUCUCAACUCUGCUUCCCACCUCCUUAUUCUUUGAGGCUUCUUUCCAUGUUUGACCUGGGCCCCUAAGUAGGCCAUGAGACAAUAUAUUUUCAGCAUGGCAGUCUCAGCUUGUGAGGCCAAGGUUGCCCAGCAGGGAGAAGAGGGCCAAGUCAAGGGCUGUGUCCUUUCCCUUACCUCUCCCUCCCAGGCCUCACUGAGGAGCUGCUGAGAGGAUUAGUGCCUUUGAAGAGCUGUCGGCCUGAGCAACUCUAUGCUUCAGGUGCCCCAGAGCAGCAAGCACCAGCUGGUAAUACCACCCAAAAGUUACUCUGUUUAGUCUUCACAUUUUACUCUCUGCAAACCGAUUCCCCAACACCCCCCUCUAGGGGUGAGGUGGGGCCUUGCAAGCAGUGCUAAGAGCAGACAGACUCUUUAAAACCCCUAACUUGACUAUACUCCAGUCUGCUCCUCCCCUUCCUAUGCCUGGAUACCUGGCACAAGAGACUCCUUGGCCAUCAUCCCUGCUCCCAGAAUCAAGCAUAAUGCCAGACACUGCGAUUGAGAAGCCAAUCAAUGUACCCUUUGGCAAGUCCCCCACACACACCUGGCACUCCCCACUACCAAUCCCUGGCACAGGGUUCCCAGAGAGCAGGUGCUGUACAUUUUCCAGUUUUACAAUGGGGCUGUUGACAGCCUUAAUUAGGGAGGCAUGAAUUAUGUGGCUGUUACGCAGAGCCCUACAAUUAAGGCGGGAAAGAGGGGCUGGAGGCAGCAAACGGAAUCUGCCCUGUGAGCAUGAUUGUUGAGUCCUGUCUCCUUUCUGGGUCUGACUUUCUCCAAUGUGAUUGGGGUACAGCAGAAGUGAUUAAUCAGGCUGGUAUCUCUUUGGCCUGAGGUCCUGUGUUCUGGGAAAGGUACACAGUGGGGUGUGGUGAGGAGGGGCUGCCUCAGGAGGCACUGAAGGGGUGGGAAGGAGAAGAGGCUGAGGGACCACGGCUGUCCAGGCACAGCAACUGCAAAUAGGUGACAUGAACUCCUUGUGGGUGCUUUCUACUGGUGUGAUUUGUACAAACCAGCUCAACUCUUGCCUCAAGAAACUAGGUGGGACCUAUUUAAAUGUUCUCCCACCUGUGAGCCAAGCCCCAACUUGAGGAUAUUUAUCGUAUUGUAUUCUCUUGGGUGUCAAACAGAAUUUUAAAAAUUCUUGGAUGUAAAACUUGUUUGCGAACAGUG